Messenger RNA from Lottia gigantea (owl limpet), 705 nucleotides. RefSeq lists its product as hypothetical. Bases 1 to 705 code for a protein of 234 amino acids. The transcript has a single exon. The record is from RefSeq and is a predicted model, not a curated record. NCBI's taxonomy places the organism in Eukaryota, Metazoa, Mollusca, Gastropoda, Lottiidae.
AUGGCUAAUAUAGUAGAAAUAUUUGUAGGAACAGAUUGUUUCGAUCAGAUGUUGUGUCGUUUAGGUACAGUAGAUCAAAAAAGACUAACCUUAAUUGCUCAUAACGCCAGUGGUUUUGACAACUGGAUUGCACUUCAAAGCAUUAAUAAACUAACACAAUGUCCACUAGUAACAGAUAAAAAUAUUCUAUCUCUUCCUUUAUCUAAUCCAUAUACAGAAGAAAGAUUGCAGAAAAAGUGGAAAAGAGAGAAAAAAAUAUCUGAUAAAAAUAACUAUUUACAAAACAUAUGUCUCACUUGUUCCUAUCAACAUGAAAAAUCUAGUUUGGCGAAAUGGGGUAAUUCAGCCAAUCUACCAAUGAAUUUAAGAAAAAUAAUGAAUGUAGACAUUGUUAAAUACACCAAAGAUAAUUGGGAAUCUUUAAAACACGAAUGGGAACCUUACGCUAAAAGAGAUACGUUAUGUCUCGGAUUGUCUGAAGCUAUGAAAGAAACUGUCUUCCAAAACGUUUCAAAUAAUCUAACGGCUCCUUCUUUAUCUUUAAAGGGUUGGUAUUAUUUAUAUCAUUACGAUAAAGAAAUGGUAGAAGAAGAAUGGUAUGAAACUACUAGAAUGGUUCCGAAACACAUUGAAAAAGAAAAAAAUAGAAAAAGUUUAUUCACAUACUCAUCCUUUUAUAAGAUAUUUUAUCAGACAAUCCAUUAA